GGCUACUCGUUCCCCCACGACAGGCUCAAGCGCCGCCUGACGCACGCAAACAAGACGCCGCUGGUGCUGGUCUCGUGCGGCAGCUUCUCGCCGCCGACGCUGCUGCACAUGUCCAUGUUCUCCGCGGCCGAGAGCUACGCCCACGGCACCGGCUUCGAGCUGGUCGGCAGCUACAUGAGCCCGUGCAGCGACACGUACGGCAAAAGCUCGCUGGUGCCCGCUCACCACCGCAUCAACAUGUGCCGCCUCGCCAUUGAGCAGACCGGCAGCAACGCCAUGAUCGACGACUGGGAGACGCUGCGCCGCGACGAGGCCGGCCGUCCCGUCUACACCCGCACCGCCGACGUGCUCAAGCGCCUGGACGAGCAGCUCAACGACGUCCUGGGCGGCAUCCAGACCACCGACGGCACCUUUGUGCGGGCUCGCGUGAUGCUGCUCAUCGGGGCCGACCUCGCCCUCACCAUGAGCGACCCCAAGAUCUGGGCGCCCGCCGACAUCGACGUCCUGCUGGGCUACUACGGCGCCUUCAUCGUCGAGCGGCCGGCCCUGUGCGCGACCCAGGCCGCCAUCCAGCCGCUGAGCAAGUACCGCAACAACAUGUUUGUCGUCCCGCCGUCUUUCCAGAACGACGUCUCGUCCACCAAGGCCCGCGCGCAGAUCCGCAACGGCCAGGUCGCACACGAUCUGCCGCGCUCCGUCUACGACUACAUCAAGCUGCACCAUCUGUAC
Trichoderma reesei QM6a is the source of this 729-nucleotide messenger RNA. RefSeq lists its product as uncharacterized. Gene Ontology annotation, molecular function: nicotinate-nucleotide adenylyltransferase activity; nicotinamide-nucleotide adenylyltransferase activity. Gene Ontology annotation, biological process: NAD+ biosynthetic process. Lineage: Eukaryota; Fungi; Ascomycota; Sordariomycetes; Hypocreales; Hypocreaceae. The annotation marks the transcript as partial. The transcript has 2 exons. The record is from RefSeq and is a predicted model, not a curated record.